Molecule: messenger RNA, 11445 nt
Organism: Trematomus bernacchii (emerald rockcod)
Lineage: Eukaryota; Metazoa; Chordata; Actinopteri; Perciformes; Nototheniidae
Gene: zzef1
Product: zinc finger, ZZ-type with EF hand domain 1
Biological process (GO): regulation of synaptic plasticity; protein ubiquitination
Cellular component (GO): postsynapse
Molecular function (GO): ubiquitin-like protein ligase activity; zinc ion binding; calcium ion binding
Source: RefSeq, a predicted model, not a curated record
GCAGAGCUCUAGCUGUAGGUUAGAGAGGUCUGUGUACAGACCGGUACUACCGUUUCGAAACUGACACCCAGUGGGCCGCAGAGAUUUUCGGGGAGCCCUAGGUCGGUGAAACAAACAUGGGGAACGCAGAGAGUGGCUGUGGUGGGGGCAGCGGCGACGAGGAAGACAUAGAAACGGAGAGCCCCGGCUUCGCGGAAGACAGUCCGGCCUCUGCGGCCACGGCCGUCGGUGUCGGAGGCGGUGGAGGCAGCUCCGGUUCUGGGAGGAGCGGAAGGGGGUCGAAUAACCCGCCCGUGCCCGCCGGUGGACCACCUAGCCCCGGGAUACUGUUGGAGCAAGUGAAACUGAGAGAAGCAGCGGCUCGCAUUAGCGACUCAGGUGUCGCCAUUCAGGAGUCUGUACUGGCCGGGAACGAGGGUGUCCUGGUUCGGUGGCUCGAGGACCGAUUGAACCGAGGGGAAGAGUCUGUCAAUGUGGAACAAUUUUGCGAGAUGUUGGAGAGCAGAGAUGCCCCACGAGAUGAAUGUGAAGAGGCCUUUGGACAGUUUGAUGCAGAGGGGGAUGGUGUGGUGGAUGUAGAGAGCAUGCUGAUUGCCUUGAAGAACUCCAAUGGAGCUAAUCUAAAGGGAGAGCUGAGUCAUGUGAUAAGACAGCUACAGGCGUGCUCCUUAACUCCAGGUUUUGUGGACAUCUUCUCCAAGACCAAAGACCGGUUAGGGGCACAUGCCUCUAAGAUCCUUAAGUUCUUACACAGGAAUCGUAUUCCCAGCAGUGCCAUCCCCUUCCCCAUCUUAGAGGGCUACAACAGUAUCUGCACCAUGAGGUCCAGUGUGGUUCAGGACUUCUUGGAAUUCCUCUUGCAGAAGGAAAAAGAUUUAGAUAUUCAGUACAGAGCAGAGCUGGACCGCGAUCCGGAUGUGGAUAAAGUCAAGGUGGUAACGCAGUGCUACAGCUCAAUAGAAGCUUCAUCCAAUGUUCCGGACGUUUACAAGAUGACAAAUGGGGAUACUGGAUCUUUUUGGCAGUCGGACGGCAGUGCACGCUCACACUGGAUAAGAUUGAAGAUGAAACCUGAUGUGGUUUUGAGACGUCUGGCCAUUGCCGUGGUUUCAAACGACCACAGCUACAUGCCUCAGCUGGUCUCAGUGGCCGUCGGGAAGAACCGGCGUUCGCUGCAGGAGAUCAGAGAUAUCCGCAUCCCCAGCAAUGUCACAGGCUACGUAGCUCUCUUGGAGAAUGCCAACAUCACACACCCCUACAUCCAAAUCAACAUUAAGCGGUGUUUGAGCGAUGGAUGUGACACGCGCAUUCAUGGUUUGAAGACACUGGGCUAUCAGAUUACCAAGAGUAAAGAGGUGUCUGUUUCCGAUGCUUCAGCCAUCUGGUACUUGUCUCUCCUCACCUCCUUGGUCACCGCAUCCAUGGACACUAACCCUGCACUCGCUCAGACUGUCCUACAGAGCACACAAAAAGCCUUACGGCACAUGCCACCGUUGUCCCUAACACCAUCAUCCACUGAGUUCCCCAAGUUCUUCUCUCUGAACAUCCUGGAGGAAGUGGAUGGAUUUCUCCUCAGGAUAGCAGACUGCUGUGUGAGUCCUGAUGCAGAAUUGACCCUCUUGGCCUUUGCUCUGGCCAGAGGCAGUGUGGCAAAAGUGCUCCAAGCCCUGUCCUGCAUCAGCGAUCAUUUAGAGACGGAGUAUACGGCCGGCGCCCUCAUCGUGUCUAUGGCCUCAGUGAGACUGCGACUACUUAAUCGCAAUGGGAAGCCCCUCCAGUUGCACCUGCAGGCCUGCGAUGUGAAGAGUAAGGAGGAGAAGUCAGGACCAGACAACAUGCUGACAGAAACCUCCACUGGAGACGGUUUUCUAUCCGAAAGCGGCAGGAAGAGAGCCAGUGUGAUCCUGUCGACAGAGGACCAGAGUAACUUCCAGGUCACUCAGAUGAAGAUCAAAGUGCGGAAAGGAGCCAUUGGAGCAAAAUGCGGCUUGGUGUUUGCAUACAAGGAAGACAACCCUUUUGAUGCAGAGAAACAUUUCAAGAGGUUCAAGAAGUAUGACUCGUGGGUUUACAAGGACUACAAAGAGUUUGUGCAAGACAAUGUGAAGAUGCCAACACAGUCAGAGGACGAGCCGAUUGGCUGGUUUGAGCUGGAAGAAGACUGGAAUGAUGUUGAGAUCAAGCUGCAGCAGUGUCGUGUUGCAAAGUUCCUGAUGGUGAAGUUCCUCGGCACCAGGCAGGACUCUGCAGAGCGCCUUGGCGUUCAGUCGCUCAGCUUCAGUGGGUAUCUGUGCCCGGGCCCGGAGAGGCUGGCAGACCUGGACGACCUCAGCCCGGAGGGAGAGAGCUUCGACUCUGAUGUCGUCACUGGCCUUUGUCUGCUUAACAAGACAUUAUACUUCAUUCAACAGCUCACACGAGAAAUGGAUGCCUCUCACUUCAAGCAGAAGUAUCUUCUGGACUUCAGCGGUCUUGGCCUGAACCUCUUUUGGGACUUCUACAGUAAACUCAGGGAGAUUGAGGGAGAGGAGGUGUUGAAGAGCAGAGUCCUGCUGCUUCAAUUGAUGCAGAACUGUUUCCCCAUGCUGCCCAACCCAUUGGAGCCCCGGGGCCCAGAGGAGAGCAGGGCUUCAGAGGAGGGGGCCACAGCAGCAGUGGCUGUUCCUUCCACGUCCAGCAGUGUGGAGCCCCCGCCUGACUCUGUUAGGGCUGUCUGUGAACUCUACACCCACAUCUGCCACAUUGUGGAUGGUGCAAAGGGCGGGUCUUUAGUGGAAAAAGCUUUGCACAAGGAAGCAGUCAAGGCCAUUCUUAAUGGAGCGGCUGUUUUCUUCCCGGAUAAACACGUCAGAAGGGACAAACUAUUCGACAUGAUGAAAAACAUUACCGAACAGGAUCAGCCAGAGUCAGUGAAGGUGACAUUUGAAUCGCUUUGCAAUUACUUCAGUGACCAGGAUCCAAGUGGCCUUCUCCUGCUCCCCCCUAAAGGGGCUCCCUCAGACUUUGACAUCAGCCCCAUACUGUCAGUAAUGGAGACGUUGCUGCUGGUGGCAACGAGAGAGUGUGAGGUGAUGAUGGUGGAUGAGAACAGUGGAGCCAGCAGGAUGGUGUUGCUGUCCUUGUUUUGGGCUCUGCAGGGUAGUCUGCUCUCCUGGUGCUACCUGCAACUCAAAGGAGGAGCCUCCACCGCCAUCUCUAAGGAGCUGGCCAGAGACAUCCUACUGAAAUAUGUGGAUCAGUUCCUGGAGAGCAUCAAAGGUGUGCUUGGUUCCCUGCUGGGGAGGUACACUGGUGCUGAGAUCACUGACAAACUGGGCAGCUCCAUCCUGGCCACGGUCUUCCGACAAAUGAUGAUUUUACUCCUGGAGCUGUGCUCUCUGGACAUCCCUCACAGCGUGCUGCUGAAGAGCUUCUCCUCUCUUGUGGAGCUACUCAAGAGCCUGUCCAGUGACACCGGAGACAUCUUCUCUAAGGUGGAUCAGGACAGCUGGCACCAGCCCCAGCAGCCGGUGGUCCUAAGGACCUGGAACAUGGAGUCCCCUCACAACUACGAGAACAGCCGCCAUGAGACCAGCAUCUUCGCCUGCCCUGGUGCUACAUCCUUUGAGGUGGAGUUUGACAAACGCUGUGAGACAGAGAAGAGAUACGACUACCUAGAAUUCACCGAUUCUAGAGGAGGGAAGGUCCGCUAUGACAUGAAGGUUGGAAGUGAGAAGUGGCCAAAGAAAGUGACAUUUGACGCUGGCCCUCAGCUCCAGUUCCUCUUCCACUCUGAUAGCAGUAAUAACGAGUGGGGGUACAAGUUCACUGUGACGGCCAUGGGCCUGCCAGAUAUCACCAUUUCAUGGAUGUCAGACCUGCAGCUGCUGGUGGCUCGCCUCAUGGGUCGCCUCGCUUCCAGGACCCUCGCCCUGAAAUCCCCCCAUGAGAUCCGCACAGUUAAGGAGCUUCCAUCUGGUAAAAUGUCCCAUGUUCAGUCUUCUCCUUUAUGGAAACCCAUUCUGCGACACGGCUUGUGUGAAACAAGGGAAACUACUCAGGCUAAGACCCCCACAGACCAGACAAAUGCAUGGACUCUGGACGAGUUGAUGAGCUUCCUGGAGGACCUCGCCCGCUGGAACCCUUCUCUGGAGCCCACAAACUGUAGAACAAAGCUGAUGAAGACCCUCAUGCAAUCCUGCAGAAAACAGCCAUUGAGGAACGAGAUUGCCUCUGGGUUGAAGACAGACCAAGCUGUGAAUGCCAUUUGGGCCGCCAUGGUAUACCACACACCAGCCCUCAACCAUGCCCUGAGGAACUAUGUUAAUCAAGACUGCAAGUCCUGUCUGAGCGAAGAAUUUGUGCAGGCGUACGCAUUUGCAGACAGCAUCAGAACAUGGAUGUUGGAGAUGAAACAGAGAUACCUGGUCAGCAAAAUGAAUGUCUCUGACGAUAAAGAAGGGGGUAAUGAUGAGGUUAACAUGGAGACACUAGCCGAGAUGUGCAUUGAGAAGAGCCUGUUGCUCUUCAGAUUCACUCCCUGCGGAGUCCCAUACCAGGAAAACGACUCUUCCAGAGCUGCAGAGGGCAGCAGUGCUCCACUGUUCCGCUCCUGUUCCAUCUCAGAAGCAGACUUCCAGGCCAGCUCGUCUCAGGGACCUCAGGCUGCGGGGUCUGAGGAGGGGGUCGAUGCCAGGGCCGGACAGAGCCAGCCCCCCGGUGCUCCGGCACAAAGCUCAUCAUCGUGUGGGCACGGCCGACAGGGCCACAUAGGCUCCACAGAGAGCCUCUCCUCCCAGUCAGGGGAGCCAGCCUCCCCCUCUGCUGUCCCCCGUAAAGCCCCAUUCAGCCGGGCACGCCUGCGCCUCCUGUCCUGUCGAUCGAUAGAAGAGCCCCGUAUGACCCCCUCUAUCAAGGAUCGCUACCCAAUAAUCAAACACAUCCUGAACUUUAUAAAGGACCAGGCUCUCACAACAGCAAGCAUUCUGCAGACCCUGUCCCUGAGCAAAGCCCAGGCUGUGAGUGUGUGCAAAGUCCUGGAGAUGGUUCAGCAGUGUUUGCAUUCUCUCGGAAAGCCACACCUCUUCCAGGCUCCCUGCAUCCUGUUCCUACAGGAGCUGCUGGCAUGCCAGAAAGACUUCACCAGUUAUUUCUCUCAGUUGUCAGACAGCGGGCAGAAGCUCGGAGAGGAGGUGAGGCGUUCCUACCAUCAGCUGGUGCUCAUGCUGGUGGACGCAGUACAAGGCUUCAGUAGCCUCAAUGAGAAAGCCCUGCUCCCCGCCCUGUCCUGUGUGCAGACCGUCUUGCUGCACCUUUUGGACAUGAGCUGGGAGGUUCACGACCUUCCUCUCUUCCUGGAUAUAAAGCUACCGGACCUCCUGCUCAGCAUGUCCCAGGAGAACAUCAGUGUUCAUGACAUCGCUAUCAGUCAAUGGACAGAGGAGGAUGAAAUCGCAGACUACAAGAAGAACCAGGAGUGGAUGGAUGAGUGCAUGGACGGGAUGUUUGAGAAGUGGUAUGACAAAAUCGAUGAAGAGGACUCCAUGGAGGACAGGAGAAAGAUGCACAUGUUCAUCGCACGUUAUUGUGACCUGCUCAAUGUUGUCAUCUCCUGUGACGGCUGCGAGAGGAUGGCUCCCUGGCACCGCUACCGAUGUCUGCAGUGCAUGGACAUGGACCUCUGCAAGACCUGCUUCCUCAGUGGUGCCAAGCCUGAGGGCCAUGAGGACGACCAUGAGAUGGUGAACAUGGAGUAUGCAUGUGACCACUGCCAGGGGCUCAUUGUAGGCAGCAGGAUCAACUGCAACGUCUGUGAAGACUUUGACCUGUGCUUUGGUUGUUACAAUGCAAAGAAGUAUCCCGACAGCCAUCUGCCCACCCAUCGGAUCACAGUCUACCCCAUGGUGACAAUACGAAUUAGUGACCGCCACCGCCUGAUCCAGCCCUACAUCCACAACUACUCCUGGCUUCUUUUUGCUGCUUUGGCUCUCUACACGUCAGAGCUUAGCAGUCAGAAGCAGAUGGAGGGCGAGUCUUUAGACAGCAACACCUUGAGCCAGGCCUCAUCUCUGCAGACACACUGCUCCCAGCUCAUCACUGACUGUUUGCUAAAGGGGCAGCCUGGAAAAGGUCUUCGUUCCUCAGCCUUGCUCGCCCUGCUGUCGCCCAAUGAAUCGUCUUCUGACAGUGAGCUGUGUCCUGUCUCUCCGGAGUCCUCUCAGGAGCUCAGCACAGCCACUGACACCUCCUCUCUCCCCGGCAACACCGCAGCCAUCUGCUCCCUAACAUCUCCCAGGGACACAAUCAAACCAUCAGGGAAGGAGAAUAAAACAAAGGAGUUGGGCUCUCCCCCCCCUGUUCCUUCAGAGAUGUCGUCCCCACCAGGCACUGCAGAGGGGGAGAAAAUGAAGCUGGUUACCCAAGACACGCUGGACUCCCCCAGCCUCAGUCAGACCCCCUCUGUGUCCAGCGAGGACCCCCUCUCUCCUGUGUUGCAUGCUUCAGAGCCUGAUUCAGGAACAGUCACUUCUCCAGCAGCUGAAGUUGUCAAGGGGACUGAGAGGCUCCCCCCAGUUCUCCUUCAGGAGCAUGUGUUUUCAGAGUGCUCCAGAGAGAGGAUCCUGGGACUACUAUCAGCCAUGCUGCCCCCUGCCAUACCAGGCAGCACCCUGUCUCUGCCCAGUCUGAACUCCAUCCUGCCCAAGCUCUUCAGGGCGGUCAUUUCCAAUGCUGGCUCUCUGAACGAGACGUACCACCUCACCCUGGGGCUGCUGGGUCAGCUGCUGCUCCGAAUCCCUCCGAUGGAGUCCGACUCUGCCGUUACUGAGGCUCUGGCUGACAAAUAUGACUUGUUAACACAAGCAGAGGCAACCAGUUCAGACAUCCAGGGCUGGAAGACCACCCAGCUGCUGUUCAGCCUCGGAGCCGUCUGUUUAGACAGUCGUAUUGGUCUGGAUUGGGCGUGCACAGUGGCAGAUAUCUUACACAGUCUGAAUGCGUGUCCUGAGUGGAGCACAGUCAUCGCUGCCUUCACGGACCACUGUAUUCAGCUGCUGCCACAAACUCUCAAACGCACCAACCUCUUCACCCUGCUGGUGCUGGUGGGCUUCCCUGAGGUGCUGUGUGUGGGCACCCAAACAGUGUUCAUCGACAACGCCAAUGAACAGCACAACAUGAUCCUGCUCAAACACUUCACAGAGAAGAACCAUGCUGCAGUGGUGGAUGUUAAGACACGAAAGAGGAAAACAGUGAAGGACUACCAACUGAUCCAGUCUCUGGACUCCACUGCAGCCGGUCUCCCCGGGCAGUCAGAGGGCGACGGCAGCACUAAGACCCUCCUCAGCCGCUACCUGAGGAACUUCACCUCCAUCAUCAGCCACUUGCUGCAGAACAGCCAGGACAACGGCUCUCCUGAUGCUGUGGAGGCAUCCUGGGUUCUCUCCUUGGCCCUCAAAGGCCUCUACAACACACUGAAGAAACAUGGAGUAGAGCACGCUCAGGAGGACAUCCAGGAGUCAGGCCUGACGCAGCUGCUGGUGAGGAAGUGCAGCAAAGGGACCGGCUUCACCAAGCUGUGGUUGCUGCGAGACCUGGAGAUCCUCUCCAUCAUGCUCUACUCCUCCAAGAGGGAGAUCCACUCCAUGGCCCAGGACCCAGAGCGGGACCAAAGAGAGCAGGACAAAGAGCACGACUCGGACCACUCCAGCUGCUGUGCCGACGAGACCGACGUCAGCAACAAGCCCGACCCCUUAGAGGGGCUCGAUGAGGAGACAAAGAUUUGCUUCCAGAUCACACACGAUGCCUUAAACGCCCCUCUCCCCAUCCUGCGAGCCAUGUAUGAGCUGCAGAUGAAGAGAACCGAUUCCUUUUUCCUGGAGGUGCAGAAGAGAUUUGACGGAGAAGAGAUAAAAACAGAUGAAACAAUCCGGACGCUGGCUCAGAAGUGGCAGCCUGGCAGGCGGCCUCGCUCCGAGGAGAGGAACACCAAGGCUGUGGACACUGACAUGAUUGUGGUGUCAUGCGUGUCCAAACCCAGCCACUGUGAAAAGGCCACGGAGGAGAUCAACGUUGUGGCCCAGAAGCUCAUCACAAAUUCUGAGAACGACCUGCAGCUCAGCUACGCCAAACAGCGGCGCACCAAAAGUUCAGCUCUCCUGCACAAGGAGCUGGACGUCCGCAGCAAUCGAGCAGUUCGUCAAUACCUGGUGAAGGUCAACCAGGCCAUCGCCACGCUGUACGCCCGCCACGUGCUGGCCUCGCUGCUGGCCGACUGGCCCGCCGACGCAGCACUGAGCGAGGAGGCCCUGGAGCUGAACGGCGCCUCGCACAUGGCCUACAUCCUGGACAUGUUGAUGCAGCUGGAGGAGAGGCCGCUCUGGGAGAAGAUUCUCCAGAGGGUGCUGAAGGGUUGCAGCCAGAGUAUGCUGUGCAGUCUGUCCCUCACUGCCUGCCAGUUCAUGGAGGAGCCAGGCAUGGCUGUGCAGAUCAGAGAGUCCAAACACCCAUACGACAACAACACCAACUUUGAGGACAAGGUGCACAUCCCAGGAGCCAUCUACCUGUCAGUGAAGUUUGACUCCCGCUGCUACACAGAGGAAGGCUGUGAUGAGCUCCUCAUGUCCAGCAGCAGUGAUUUCCUCCAGGACGUCCACAACUUCAGUGGCUCCCCUCAGAAAUGGUCGGACUUUGAGAUUCCUGGUGAUACCCUGUACUACAGGUUUAUGUCAGACAUGAGCAACACAGAGUGGGGCUACAAGUUCACCGUUACAGGAGGGCACAGAGGACGUUUCCAGACAGGUUUUGAGAUACUGAAGCAGAUGUUAGCAGAUGACCAAGUGCUCCUUCACCUGCCACUGUCUGACAUCUGGGAGUGGCAGGUGGGCGUGGCCUGCCGUCAGACUGGGAACCAGCGACUCAAAGCCAUUCACCUGUUGCUCCGCCUCCUGCAGUGUCAGUCACAGACGGCCGGUGAGCUGACGCUGCUGCGCCCUCUGUGGCAGCUGUUCAUGUCCAUGGAGAACACUCUGAGCCAGGACCCCACCAGCAUCACCGUGCUGCUGCCUCUUCACCGAGCCCUCACUGAACUCUUCUUCGUCGCAGAGGCCAGAGCCAUUGCGCAGGGGAUCCUCCAGGAGUAUUUGUUGGCCAUGACCACUGACGAGCAGCUCCUCAAUCACACUGCAAUGGCUCUGAAGAACAUCGCUGCCAUCAGCCUGGCUAUCAGUUACCCCAACAAAUCUACCAAGCUGCUCAACGUGUCCCCCUGAGAGCUCCACCGAGAGGAUGGAGGAGAACGACCUGAAGGGGACACAUCCUGACACAGCAGGUCCACUUUGAACAUUGGCGGAGGGGUGAGGGAGGAGACCCUCCCCGACCAUCCAGUGCUUUCCUUGUAAAGGACGACCCUCCAAUCCGGUAACUCUCUGCAGCACUCUGGACAGGAGCUGUGGAGGGGUUCUCAAAGAGCACUUUCCACAUUUACUCACAAUCCUUUUUGCCUUAGGUGAAUCCAGUAUCAGCAUGUGCAUUCACUGAAACAUGAACAAUUGCGGGGUCUUUUUUUUUUUAGUUAUACUUGAAGAAGCCGUGCUAAAGGACAUGAAGUGUGCCAAAUUCGAGACCUUCAAGGGGAGGUUUAUUAGUUUUUCUCCUGCCUUGGCUCCUCCUUAAACAGCUGGGUUUCAUAGUUGAUCAUGGUGAAAACAGGUCACCAUGGCGACUCUCAUGUCUCAGUGGACAUGAAGAGCAUCCUAAAAAUACUGUCCAGGCCAGUGGAGUGUCAUUAGUCACCAUGGGGAGAAAGUGCUGACCUACUAGCUCCUUCCUCUCUAUCCUUUUUUCUUUUCUUUUAUCUAUCCUUCCUCUCUACCCACCUUCUCUCCUUCAACGUCCCUUCUUUCCAUUUUUUUUUCAAAACAGAAGUAAAUUAGGUUUUUUUUUUAAGGGAAUGAUCAGAAAUUUGUCACAGAUAUUGGAAAAAUAGGUCUGAUAUGUGCAUUAAGAUCGGCCGACCAGGAUUAGGAUGAGAUUCAAAUAGCCAUAAUGUUUGCAUAGGAUGAGAAUUGACAUUAAAGCUGAGGGAAAACUGUGAUAAAAUAAUAUUGCAAUGCAUUCCUUCAUGUAAUUGAAUCAAGAGGUUGCUGUAUUUUCACUAGUGAGUGAAUUAAAUACCAUUAUGAUGUCAAAUGAUGUUCACGAAAAUGAACAGCAGCAAAAAUAAUGUAAUUUAGAAACCGGCAACUCUUUAAGGCCUUUAGUUUAACCCCUGAUUUAUUUAUUCAUUGUCAUUAUUUUAUCUAACAUAAAAAAAGGGUUUUCACACCAGUUAUAGGAAUAAUAUCACGCUGUAGUGUCACACCAUCUUGCCCCCAUACCUUGUGUAUCGUGAUGAACACUGGUGUCAUUCAGAAACAUGUAUAGCUGAUUCCCACAGGUGGUUGACCCCUCACAUCACUUCAAAAACUCUUGUUACGAAUUGACAAAACUGUAAAAUAAACACAUUAUCCCACUUAUUCACAAGCAACUCAUCUCAUAUUUUGUAAGCUGAAAAUGGAUUAAUACUGAAUUACCUCAUCUUUUGUAAUUACAGAGUUCCUAAAUGUUUAAUGUGGCUUUCAAUCACAUUACACUAACACCACCUUUUAUUAAGAUCCACCUGUAGCCACUUCCACCAAAAUAAGUCAUGUGCUUUCAUGUUAAACAAAGGCAUCAAGUUGUGUAUGUUGACUAAUCUGAACUUAAGUUUUAAAGAGAGUUGAUGGGGGUGGAUUUCCAAUCAUUACUGUACUCAUUUCAAAUGAAGAAAUCAUUUUAGUUGUAGGGAAGCCAUGGUGGUUUAUACCAAAGAAACCAAUCAUUGUGAGCCGUGAAACAUCCCGGAAAGAGCUCCAUGUAGAGUUCCUUCCUUUUGUCACAUAUCAGAGGAAACCUUUAAAGUUAGUUUUUUUAUUUUAUACUUUUAUUUUUGAAAUGGUCCCUUGGAGGACCGUAGAAUAGCUCGGUGGUUUUGUUUACACAAACAUCAGCUGCAGUGAGGAGGGAGGAGGAGAUACUCUGUUGGGCUUUUACGACGCCUCACCUAUCUACUACGUGCCUAUGGUUAAAAAUGAAGCAAUCAUAAUUUAACUCAUGUUAGCCGAAUAGUUAUUAAUUCUAUUUUAAAAGAGAGAUAUAUUGUUUGAUUUGAAGUUUUGUGUAACUUUUUACUUUUAAUGUUUCUUUUGUUCCGCGAGGAUGCUUGAUGUUCGAGGCUGACUAAUUUGAAUGUACAUAUCUGUGAAUAUUAAUUGCACAGUAUAUAAAGACUUUGAUAUCAACCCCUUACAAACAUAAACGUUAUCGGGCACUAACAGACGGACACUUUGAUUCUGAUUUUGUAUGCAUGGCACAUUGAAGGUAAAAACAACACCACGUUCUGCUUGGGUUGGACAUGUGUUCCGUUUCUAAUAAAAAUAGAAAUGACUUGAA